AAUUUCAGAGCUCCUCCCCUUCCCACUACCAUAUAUCUUAACAGAAAGCAAACCUCUAAACAAAGAAACAACCGAGUGUAGACUCACGGAAACUUUCUUCAACCAGAAUUUGACACGAAAUGGACACCAAAAGUGUGAUGACUGAGGCACUUGAGCAUCUUGUGGAUAAAGAGCUCAAACAGUUCAUCUGGCAUCUGUGCAAUGGGGUCAUACAAGGCACAGAUCCGAUUCCCAAGGCAAAGCUUCAGAAUCCUGAGCGUGAGGAUGUGGUGGACUGCAUGGUACAGUAUUACGACGAUGAUGCUGGGAAGAUCGCAGUCCAAGCACUACGCAAAAUGAAACAAAACGAGCUUGCAAAGAAGCUUGAACUCAAACUUAAAGUUCCACAGCCUGUGAAGGAAGACACAAUAGAUGGCCCUGAGCCUAUGGAUCUGCAGCCCAUCCAGGCUGACUGGCAGAGACCGAACAGUAUUACCACAUGCAGCCAGCAAUUUAAGAACACACUUCUUAAACAAAAUGCAAAUGAUGUUUAUAUACCAACGAGCAGGUCUCAGAUGAAAGGUUCAGCCCUGCUGAUCACCAACAUUAAAUUCGACAACAUAAGUGACAGGAAAGGGGCAGAGAAAGACGAGGCGAACAUGGACUGGCUGCUGACAGCUCUGGGUUACAGAGUUGAGAAACACAGAGAUCUCUCUGGAAAUGCAAUAAAGACAGCAGUCGAGGACUUCUCUAAACGUCAUGAACAUAAAGACUCGGACAGCACCUUUGUGGUUAUCAUGUCCCAUGGGAACAGAAUCCAAAAUAAAGAUGCCAUUAUAGGUGUCCAUUAUCAUGAAGAUAAACACCCCACUGAUUAUUUCUUUGUUGAGGACAUCUUCACCCAUCUGAACUCGGAGAACUGUCCCGCUCUGAUUGAUAAACCAAAGGUUAUUCUAAUUCAGGCCUGCAGAGGAAACCAUGAAGGAGGUGUGUAUGUUCAUGACAGUGUGCCUGAAUCAGACUCCUGGGUUCACAAGGAGAAAGACUUUGUCUGCUUUAUGUCCACCAUCCCUGGUGUGAAGGCAUACAGGAGUCGUGACGAUGGAAGUUUUUUCAUCAGCUACAUAGUGGAUGAGCUCAGUAAGAGCGCUCAUAAAGAUGACAUUAUGGAGCUGUUCAGGAAGGUCGGCUCACGUAUGGAGAAAGACCCACAAUUCACAGGUUGGAAAAAAAUACUGCCGUGUUUUGAGAGGACAACCCUUGUAAAGAAAUUUUACCUGUUCCCUGAGCUCUAAUGAUGUUUAGAGACCAAUCACUACAGGUGUAGUGGGUAGAAACAUUGUCAUGCCUCCUCAGUUGAUUAAUCACAGUAAAUUAAGACAAUUUUCUUAUUACAAGUUUUCUGAAAUGUUGUUUAAACAUGCAAAUGAGGCAUUAUCAAACUAAAUAUACACACAUUUACAUACAUUUCACAAUAAUAAAAAAGAGGUCUAAAACAAUUAAUAAAGUCAGGUUGAAAAUUCAGUGCAUAAGAAAAAAACAGCCUCUGAAGAUGUGUAUUUUGAGGGUUUAAAAGAUUCUUCAUAGCAACGUGUGUGUGUUCAAGAGAGCAAUCAUACAUCGGUGUGGAUUUAUUUUCUUCUUUUAUAUUAAUUAAAUUAUAAUCACUUAAUCAUUUUAUUAUGCCAUAUGAUCAUUUAUAAUAAUCAUUUAAACCAGCCAUUUCAUUGAUGAGUUAUUUAUAUCAUAUUAUUAUUCUUUAUAUUGUUUUCCAAGUCUUAUGAUGUGGUUUCUAGGGAUAUUUAUGUUCACGAAUAAGAGAUUAGAGAAUGUCUCCAUUUCAAGGUUUUUAACAUCACGGGACAUUCAUGAUAUAAUAACACUUGUUGGAUUUGGGCUGGUCAGAUGUUUCAGUCUGAGCAUUGAAAUAUAUAAUAUGCAACUAUGAUUAUUCAAUCAACUGGCUGAUAAAAUACUGUUAAUACAGGUUUGGGUACCAGACAAAAUUGGUUUGGGGUAUCAGAGAAAAAAACCUUUGCUGACUGGGGUUUUGGAUAUAAGACAAACACUCAACAAAUAGAAAUAUAUAGAUGCAUAUAGUUGAAGUGGAAUAAAAUCAAAACUUAAGUGAAGUGGAAUAAAAUAAAAAUUUAUUUAAGAUGUUUUCUUUCCUCUAAAAGAAGACAAGUUAUGGAAGUACAGUAGCCCAAAAUCUCAAAAUUUACCAGUGCAUGAAAAACAAUGGUUAACGUCUUCAUAAUAAAUCACAGAAUAAAUGUAAUUACCUUUUUUUUUUUUUUUUUUUUUAUACUGAUCUCACUUAAUUAAAACUUUCUUAUAUACUACACUAUAGCCAUAUUAUUGUAUUAACCAUACAUUUCUGGAGUCACCUCCAUCCAGUAUGUGCAAUGUGCACACAUUUUAACCUCAGCUGACUAGCUAUAAGAACUUUUUCUUCUUGUUUGUUUGAUAAAAGUGCAAAAUAAUCAAUAAAGCUUUUCUAAUUUGUUA
Messenger RNA from Carassius auratus (goldfish), 2490 nucleotides. Its product is annotated as caspase-1-B. The record is from RefSeq and is a predicted model, not a curated record. Gene Ontology annotation, biological process: regulation of inflammatory response; proteolysis. The transcript has 8 exons. The coding region runs from base 120 to 1274 and encodes 384 amino acids. Gene Ontology annotation, molecular function: cysteine-type endopeptidase activity. NCBI's taxonomy places the organism in Eukaryota, Metazoa, Chordata, Actinopteri, Cypriniformes, Cyprinidae. Gene Ontology annotation, cellular component: IPAF inflammasome complex; NLRP3 inflammasome complex; AIM2 inflammasome complex.